UAAAUGAAUAGUUCAAUGACGCGUGUCCCCACCAGUAUCACCACUACUCUCCUUUAUAUACUUCACCAGACUCACUCACUCAUAUAUAUAUACACUUGCAUCAUUUGGAAUGUAAACCACAAGAAAAGAAAAUACAACGAGAACAAAAUGGGUUGCGAAAGACUCGGAACCUCCAAAACAAGUUGUUCGGUGAGAACCACCACAGCUCUGGCUCCGAACAUAAACCAUGUCCCCAUGUCAGCACAACCGACAAGAAAGAAGCUUCUAAUGUCUUUAAUCGUCGUAGCCUUCACACUAAUGCUCCCCGCCUCAGUAUUCGGAUCACAACUCAAAUCCCCCCAGCACGUCCCAGGCCUAGCUCGGAAACCAAGCCAAGCAAUCUCAAAAGCUUGCGACUUGGCUCGUUUCCCAGAACUAUGCGUUGACUCACUCAUGGACUUCCCCGGCACACUCGCCUCCUCUUCCGACAACAACCUGCUCCACGUGACGGUGAACAUGACGCUCCACCACUUCAACCGCGCACUCUACUCAUCCUCCUCUUUAUCUGUCCUCGACAUGCCCCCACGUGUCCGCUCAGCCUACGAUGCAUGCAUCGAGCUGCUAGACGAUUCCGUCGACGCGCUCUCACGCGCACUAUCCUCCGUCUCCGGCGGCCAAACGAAGCCGCAAGACGUGAUGACAUGG
Molecule: messenger RNA, 684 nt
Organism: Raphanus sativus (radish)
Lineage: Eukaryota; Viridiplantae; Streptophyta; Magnoliopsida; Brassicales; Brassicaceae
Product: probable pectinesterase/pectinesterase inhibitor 34
Exons: 1
Molecular function (GO): enzyme inhibitor activity
Source: RefSeq, a predicted model, not a curated record